This is a messenger RNA of Rhincodon typus (whale shark), 1110 nucleotides long. RefSeq names its product spatacsin-like. Bases 457 to 1110 code for a protein of 217 amino acids. The transcript has 3 exons. Lineage: Eukaryota; Metazoa; Chordata; Chondrichthyes; Orectolobiformes; Rhincodontidae. The record is from RefSeq and is a predicted model, not a curated record.
CCAGAUAUUUAUUGAUUUCAAAUUCCAUGAUCUUCCAUUGUGGGAUUCAAACCCAGGGCCCCAGAACAUGCCCUGGAUCUCUAGAUUAAUAGUCUAGCUGUAACAUCAUCAUCAUCAUCACACAUUUCAGCAAUAAACUCCACUUGUCGCUGUUUGCCCAUUUGGCUGAACAGCCUCUACACUGAUAUACCACAAUCCGGGAUCGAUUGCUUUGCUCUGAUUCAUGGGGGAGAAUGUUGUCUGAUACGCAUCCAAACUUGAUGGCAAAAUCCCCGCCCCUCUCCGGCGAUUGGUUCACUGUCCCUGACGGCACCGAAUCAUGAAGCCGAUAGGCUGAGACCCUUGUCAAUCAGAGGCCCCGCCCACCAUCAUCAAGCUAGGUUGUUGCGGUCCGUGGCUCCCCGGUUCCCGUUUAACAACAGCAGGUGUCUGCGGGGCCUGGGUCUCGGUAAGGCCAUGGAGACCAGCCCGAAGGUUCUCGAAGUCUUGCUGGACGAUGCGCCAGAAUGGAGAGAGGCCAAGGGUGUGCUGAAGGCCAAGGCCGUGGGUUGUGGUCAGGCUCUGUGCGGUCUGGAGCCGCCCUCAAACCGAGGGGGCGGCCUGUGCUUCACCGCCCGCUGUCAGGAUUCAGGCCGCUGCUGCCGGAGGAGAGUAGCUGCUCAGGCCGGGAGCUUCACUGAGUUUGUUUGGGAAACAACUGAGAUCUUACAGGCUUCACCUGUUAAGGAACGCCUUCUUGCUCUCAAUAGUCGCAAUGACCUGGGGAUCUACGAGCUGUGUGUCCAGGAUGGCAUCUGUGACAUCACCAAUACCCACAGCUGUAGUGAGGAAGCACUGAAGAAGUUGGUUGAAAGCAAGAACCUGAGUCUGCCUUCAUCUUUUACUGUGAAGAUUCUGUCAUUUAAAAGCAGCACAUCCUGCCUGUUGCUGGAUAAUUGCACACUGCUCCAUCUGACUUGGGUGGACAGCACCUCGGCCGCUGAUGUUUUUGGCUGCUUCAAACUGUGUCUGCCCCCUGGUGCUGCAGAGAGGAUAACAGAUGGUCAGAUUCACCAAGAAAUGCUUUUCUUGUUGGAUAGUGCAGGCUGGAUAUGUAUCCUUUUUACCUAA